Molecule: messenger RNA, 383 nt
Organism: Staurois parvus
Lineage: Eukaryota; Metazoa; Chordata; Amphibia; Anura; Ranidae
Source: the annotation of a GenBank genome assembly
GUGCACUGUGUCCCUCGGACACAGCGGAUCACCGAUUCACGGAAAGAGCCGAAGAUGUCAGCUCGGUCAUGUGAUCAGCUGUGUCCAAUCACAGGUGAUCGCAUGACAUGUACACUGAUCAUCAGGGCACUGAUGAUCAGUGUGCCUUGAUGAUCAGUGUAGCCCCAGCAGUACCACCUGUCAGUGUCCAUCAGUGCUCAUCCGUGUCACCUGCCAUUGCUCACCAGUGCCACAUCAAUGCCACAUAUCAGUGCCCAUCUGAGCUGCCUUUCAGUGUCACCCAUCAGUGCCAGCCAGUGCCACCUAUCAAUGCCAGUCAGUGCCGUCUAUCAGUGCCGCCUAUCAGUGCCGCCUAUCAUUUCUGCCUUUCAGUGCCCAUCAGU